Messenger RNA from Dictyostelium discoideum AX4, 2967 nucleotides. RefSeq lists its product as hypothetical. The transcript is spliced from 4 exons. Lineage: Eukaryota; Evosea; Eumycetozoa; Dictyosteliales; Dictyosteliaceae. The record is from RefSeq and is a predicted model, not a curated record. The coding region runs from base 1 to 2967 and encodes 988 amino acids.
AUGGGAAAAUCAAAAAAGAAAGUUAUACCAACUUCUAAUAAAGAACCGAAGAAAUCAACAUCAUCACAACAACAACAACAACAGCAACAACAACAGUUAACACCACAACAAGCUCAACAAUUGCAACAACAACAAAUGCAACACCAACAACAAAUUCAAUACGCACAACAACAAUUGCAACAAGCACAACAAAUACAACAAGCACAACAUCUUCAAAUGCAACAAACCUCUCAAAGAUUAGCACAACAAAUCCAACAAAUUCAACAAAAGAAAAUUUCAAUUAAUCUAGAUAACCUUGAUAAAAACUUUUUAUCUUUAAAUUUAGAUGCAUUAAAACAUUCUCAAAAUCAAGCAAAUGGUAUAUUCAGUUCAUCAUCCUCGUCAAAUAAAAAUACUAAAAAUAAGAAUAAAAAUAAUAAUAAUAAUAGUAAUAAUAAUAAUAAUAAUAAUAAUAAUAGCAAUAAUAACAGUGGCAAUAACAAUAGUAGUAAUAAUAGUAAUGAUAAAAAUAAUAAUAAUAAUAAUAAUAAUAGCGGUAGUUCAGAUGAUAAUGGACCAAAACAAAAGACAUUCAUGGGUGACGUUCCAUUGAGUGCUUUGUAUUCAUUUAGAAAUGGUAAUAAUGAAUAUUAUAAUGAACGAUAUAAAAAUGCAGUUGAACAUUAUAAUACUGCAAUAUCAUUAUCAUCUUCAAAAAUUCCAACAUUUUUAGUUGUAGUUUUAAUUAAUAGAUCAAUUACUAAAUUAAAAUUACAAGAAUAUAAAAGAUCAAUUUUAGAUAGUACAUUAGCAAUAUCUAUUCAGCCAAAUUGUAUUAAAGCAUACAUUUGUAGAUCAUUUGGAUACUUUUUCUGUAAAGACUAUAAGAAAGCAUUUGCGGAUCAUUUAAUUGCCACAAAUUUAGCACCUCAUAAUCUUACACUUCAAAAAGUAAUGAGAUAUGCACAUGGUUCUUUAUCAAUGUUUAAUGCUGAUUUCUUUGAUUAUUCUUUAAAUAAUUUAGCAAAAAUAAAAAGUAUACAAUUAGAAUGGUUAAGUGAUUUUAAUUUAUUAUCAAUUGAAGAGGAACCAGGUAGAAUGCAUUUAUUAGUUAAAUAUAUGAAAGAUUUAAUAAUAAGAACUAAAGAUAAUCCACAUCAACAAGGACCACAACAACAAUUCAUUAAUCAAUCAUUACAGGCAGCACACCAACAAUCACAAAUUCUAACUCAAAAUCCAGGUAUAAUACCACAGGCAUCAUUACAACAAACACAAAUUCAAAAUUGUAGAAACACAAGUUCAACACCACCCUCAUUAAUACCAUCAGGCGAAUUCACUACUCGUACCUCUUGGAAUGAUCUCGAAGAGUAUUAUUCCCUCUUUAGGCAUCCACAAAGUGAAGUAUUGGCUUCAAAACAAAAACUUUUAGGUAAUGCUGAUUUUCAAGAAAAAAGGUAUGAAGCUGCAUUAAGUCAUUAUUCAAAAGCUAUAAAAUUAAAUCCAGAUGAUUCUAUUUAUUACUCUAAUAGAGGUAUUGUAUAUUAUAAAUUAAAUAGAUUUUAUGAAGCAAUUACAGAUUGUACAAUGUCAAUUGAAAAACAAGCUAAACAAUUUAAAGCCUAUUUAAGAAGGGGUUCAUCCUAUGCAGCUAUUGGUGAUUAUGCAAAUGCCAUUAUAGAUUUUAAAGCUGGUUUAAAAUAUGAACCAGAAAGUAUAGAUUUAAUUGAUGGUUUAUAUAAAUCAUUGAAAUGGAUUGAAAAUGAUUUAAGAAAAAGAAUAGCUUCUUCUUCUUCUCCUUCUUCUACUACUAAUAAUACAAACUCAACAACUACUACAACUACUACAAAUAAUACUACUACAAUAACUCCAAAUAAUACAAGUUUUUUAGAAUUAUCUUUAAAAACCGUCAAUUUUGAAUUGUCUUUAAUUGCUGCGAAAUUAAAUUCAACAAAGAAUUCACAAAUUGAUCCAAGUCAAUUACCUUCAACAACAACAACAACAAUAAAUAAUAAUAGUAAUAAUAAUAAUAAUAAUAAUUUAAAUAAUAAUAAUAUCAAUAGUAAUAAUACAACAACAGCACAACCAAUAUCUUCAACAAAUUCACCAUUUUUAUCACAACCAAUUACAAAUAAUCCACCACCAUCAUUAUCUAAAAAUUUUCAUGAGAAAAUUUUACAAGAAAAAGAUAAACAAAAGGAGAAAGAAAUAGAAAAAGAAAAAGAAAAAGAAAAAGAAAAAGAAAAAGAAAAAGAAAAAGAAAAAGAAAAAGAAAAAGAAAAAGAAAAAGAAAAGGAAAAAGAAAGAGAAAAGGAAAGAGAAAAAGAAAGAGAAAGAGAGAAAGAAAGAGAAAGAGAAAGAGAAAGAAGAGCAAUGGAAUCAGAAUUAGAAGAAAGGGAGAGAGAAAGAGAAAAACAUGUAAAUAAAAAACAAAAACAUACACAUAAACAACAACAACAACAAUCACAACAACCACAGGAACAAUUAUCACCACCAACAUCAAGACCACCAACACCACCAACAACACCUUCAUCACCAACAUCUGGAUCACCACCAUCACCACCACCACAAUUUUCAUCAUCAUCAACAACAACAUCAACACCACCAUUAACACCACCAUUAACACCAUCAUCAUUUGCAACAUCACAAUCAUUGAAUUCAAUUGAUUCAUAUAAGAAAAUAGCAUGCUUUAGACCUAUAACAGCAGAACAAAAGAAUAAGCUAGAGUCAUUGGUAAACUAUUUAACAGAUUUAAUCACUGAUGAAAUUGGUGACCCUUCUUUAAUUUUAUUCUCAAGAGCUGAAGCCUAUUCUCAAUUAAGAGACUACAUAUCUGCUUUUAGAGAUUUUGAAAUUGCAACUCAUUUAAAUCAAAAAUAUACUGAUAUUCCAAAACGUCAUCAAAGAUUAAGACAAAUAAUAAAAGAAGAUCAAGAACAAAGAAAACAACUUAAUAAUCUAAUUUAUCACCAUCCCCAAAGUCAUCUUUAA